This is a messenger RNA of Ascoidea rubescens DSM 1968, 1057 nucleotides long. RefSeq lists its product as uncharacterized. The transcript has a single exon. Lineage: Eukaryota; Fungi; Ascomycota; Saccharomycetes; Ascoideales; Ascoideaceae. The coding region runs from base 284 to 985 and encodes 233 amino acids. The record is from RefSeq and is a predicted model, not a curated record.
AAGGUCAGCAUCAAUUUUGAUUCGUAAUCACUGAUAUCAUCCUGACUUUUAUUUUCCUUGCAUCACAAGAUGUAAAAUACAUUUCUUUGAGUCGAACAAACAUAAAAAAAGGAAUUUAACCUGUAUUUUAACAAAAUUAGAUCAAAAUUAUUUCAACAUUAAAAUAAAAAAACAACUAUCCUCGUUUGAUUUUUUAAUUUUCAUCAACUAUAACAAUAUUUACUAGUACGGAAUAAUCACCUAUAUUUUAUUAAUCUAGUUUCAGUAAUUGAUACAGUUCAUAAUGGAGAAUAGUACUAUAAGAAUUGUCUUAUUAAUCACUUUUAUUCUUCUUUUUCUAUCAAUGAUAGUCUUAUUAAUUGCUUUAAAAAUAAUUAAAAGAAAAGCAUUGGAAUUAGUCAAGGAGGAAGAGUUCAAUGUAAUUAAAAUCGCACUAUAUGAAUAUAUUUUAUUGUUUAAACCAAUUGUAUUCUUUCCAAAUAAAUCUUAUUUAACGAAUGAUGGUAAUAAUAGUGAUAAAAAGGAAUUCAUUCAAUUUCCAAAAUAUGAUUUCAAUUCUCAUUUCAUUAAUUCUAAUGUUUAUAAUAAUUAUAACUCAAUUGAAAAAUUUGUCAAUUUAAGAAAAGUAAUUUGUUUUAAUGAAGAAAUACUUUUAUCUCAGGAAUUUUUUCAGACUAGGUAUGAAUUUGAAAAUCUUAAAUGGUAUAAAAUUUUCAAAAAUCUAGAAGUAAUUUAUUUUAAUGAAAAUAAUGCAAGAAAAAUGGUUUAUAUUAAUAAUGUCAAUGAUUUAAAAUUAGAAUAUUUAGAAAUUUUAAAAAAUCUAAAUGAAAAAAAAUUAAAUAACUUAAUUCAAUUAUCAAAAUUGAGAAAAUUAUCUUAUGAACAGACUUUAUUGCUUAAAUGUUAUAAAUUAAAAGAAAAACAGCUUCGAAAACUUAAAAAGAUAGAUUUUUUCUCCGAUAAUGACUUUUCUUAUGACUUUUAAAUUUAUUCUUUAGUUUCCUUUAAGGUUUGUUUUAUUUACACUUUGUUUUUAAUAAAAAUAUCUGAUUAUUAU